This is a messenger RNA of Lachancea nothofagi CBS 11611, 3684 nucleotides long. The record is from the annotation of a GenBank genome assembly. NCBI's taxonomy places the organism in Eukaryota, Fungi, Ascomycota, Saccharomycetes, Saccharomycetales, Saccharomycetaceae.
AUGAUGAUCCUCAAUAUUUUCGUAGACAACAUCCAUUGCGGAAUUUGCGAAAGGCAUAUCUUUGCGCUCUUAUCUCGCCAUUUUAACUGGAAAUCUGAAGCGAGGAGUCUAGGGGAACGAUACGGGGCAAAUGAGAGCGCCCUAUCCUUCAGACUGCCAAGGUCACUACUUUCAAACAAUCCAAAACGCCUAUACGCAGAUUCGCUUGAUAUCGAUCGCGAAAGUGGCAAAAUAAUCGUUACAUUCAAUAAAGGAGAAGCCGGUACUGAAGGCUCGUCUGAGAAAUCCAGCAUAGAUGUCCCCUUUUUUGAUCGAAUCGCUAUUAGGAAAGAUUUAGUGCAUGCUGGAUUCGAAGUUCGCGACAUAUUCAGCGGUAACGGCGAUACACCUGGAUCAGAUCCCGGCAGGAUCUUCAAAACAGCUUCUCGAAACACUGUUGUUCCGAAACUGACGAAAUUGCUGCAUACCCAGCAAAAGCGACACAGAAUACAUGUGGAGCAUUGUAAUGAAUGUCGGACGCAGGAGCUGCGCCAGCGGCGAGAAUCUGAUUCCGCAAUUCCCAAGAAGAGCGAAACCCAAUUUCGGGCGGUAUUUGCAGUUGGGGGUAUGACUUGCUCUGGUUGCGCGAGUGCAAUAGAGAGAAGCAUUAUAGAAAUUUUGCCAGCAAUACGAGAUGUCAAAACUACAGUGUCUGUUGACAGUAUUAAUCACACAGCAGUCAUAUUCAUGUCGAACAAACUACAUGUACAGCGGAUCAUUGAAGGUCUCAAGGACACGGGGUAUGCUGCUCAGCUUCUCGAAAUUUUGCCUCUGCGAACUGAGCAACGCUACAAACUAGUUGCCGCCAUAGAGGGUAUAACUUGCGCCGCAUGCGCAUCAGCGAUCACAAAUGCCGUCAAAGAUCUAAACUGCGUCGACGAAGUGGGUGUAAACGUUGUAUCAAACACUGCCACCUUCAUUUUGAACUCAGCAGAAAAUUCGGUCAUACGCGAGGUUGAAUACACUAUCGAAGAUUGUGGAUUUGGAUUCCGAGCACUGGGAAAACCCGAAAGCGUGAAUCACGCUAUUUUCAAAAAGCCAACCAGGAUAGUCAACUUGAGGAUUGAUGGUAUGUUUUGCUCACAAUGCCCUGAGCGCGUGAAUGAUGCUUUGUCUAAUUUUGGUAGAGCAGAACUAAUUAUCCAGGAUCCUAUCUCACUAAAGACUCCUUUUAUCAAAUUUAAGUACAUUCCAGAUGUCGAAAGGGGCGUUACUGUUAGAUCGAUUAUCGAUACCUUAUUGAAGACCCUAUCCAAUGGAAACGACUCUAAUAUGAGGAUUUCAAUCGUCAAAGAACGCUCCUUCGGAGAGCACUUGAAAGCGAUCUCUAAACGAGACAUGCUUAAGAUAGCGGUGAGAUUGGUCGCAGCCACUAUAUUCGCGAUACCAACAUUUGUUUUUGGGGUUGUGGGAAUGUCUUUACUUUCAAAACACGAUAAAUUUAGGGUGUGGUUGGAGGAGCCUUUAUGGGUGGGCAAUAUUUCGAGAGUGACGUGGAUUCUGUUCAUUUUAAGCACUCCUGUAUACUUUUUUGUGGACGACAUAUUUCACAGAAAGGCUUUCCUCGAGGUGAGAGCUCUCUGGAGGCAGAAAAAUAAUUGGCAGCGGAGGCUUUUCAAAUUUGGCAGUAUGAAUUUGCUGAUAUGCUUAGGAACUAGCGUUGCUUAUUUUUCUAGUAUCGCGCUGCUGGCGAUUUCUGCUAUUGUUAGCCGGGAAAAAGGUGAAAUGGGAUUCACGACAACCUAUUUCGAUUCGGUGGUAUUUCUUACGCUUUUCCUUUUAGUUGGCAGACUUCUUGAGACAUUUUCCAAAAGCAGGACGGCCCAAGCUAUUAACGACCUCGGUUUAUUAAAACAGUGCAAGGCGACAUUGGUGGAUCUUGUGGGUAAAUCUAAUUUUGCUAACGACCGGACAGUUGAGGUAGACUAUUUGGAGAUUGGAGACUACGUAAAAAUCUCUCCUGGUGAAUCUCCACCUAUCGAUUGCAUUGUUGUGCAAGGUCAUGCCAGCUUUGAUGAAAGCGCUCUGACUGGCGAAUGCGUGCCUAUUGAGCAUGGUGAGGGUGAACAGAUUUUUGCAGGGACGGUCAACUUAGGCAGCCACACUUUGGUCGGCAAGCUCUGUGCACUAGAAGGAGAAUCACUCUUGGACCUAAUAGUCAAUACAGUGCGUGAUGGUCAGUUGAGAAAAGCGCCCGUUGAAAAAUUGGCGGAUUCGUUGACUGGCUUUUUUGUUCCUUUAAUUGUGGCUCUUGCCAUUGUUACCUGGAUAGUUUGGAUUUCUUUGGCUUUCAGCGGAUGCCUUCCUCAAAGUUAUCUUGACAUUGACGUCGGUGGCUGGAUCGUUUGGUCUCUGGAGUUUGCUACAUCUGUAUUUGUUGUGGCAUGCCCAUGUGGUAUUGGUCUUGCGGCACCUACAGCCUUAUUUGUCGGAGCCGGAUUGGCCGCAAAACAUGGAAUUCUUGCACGAGGAGGUGGUGCCGCUUUCCAAGAGGGUUCAAGAGUCUCGGUGGUUUGUUUCGAUAAAACAGGAACACUUACUAUGGGCGGGAAGCCCAAAGUAACUAACUACGCCGUACACACUAACGAAAUGGUAAGAAAAAUUGGAAUCCAGGCAGCCAAGGAGUUGGAGCUUUCAUCCAAACACCCUCUGGCCGCCGGUGUAAAAGAUUUUAUCAAUAACACGUUCGGGUGUCUAACGGGCAAUGUGAAAAUUCCGGUCGCCGAAGAGAUCGCGGGGAGGGGGCUGAUAGGUGACUUCGUAGUUACUGAGGAAUCCGCUACUGCUCCAUGGAAAUUGAUGAAUCCUACUAGUGCUAUUCUUGGCAAUGAAAAAUUCAUGGCCGAGAGCAAGUGCCACUUAAGCUCAUCUCAAUUGAGCAUGCUAGCUGAGUGGAAGGCUGAAGGAAAAAGUGUUGUCAUAGUGGCAAUCCAGUGUCGGGAAUUUUUCAAAAGUGACAAUUACUAUCCUGUGUUGCUAUUGGCAGCUAGAGACGAAGUAAGAUCCGAGGCCAAGGGUGUCAUUGCAUCAUUGCAACAUGAGGGCAUAGAAUGCUGGAUGAUCUCGGGUGAUAAUGUAAUAACUGCUACGGCGAUUGCCAAAGAGCUUGGAAUAGAUAACGUAGUUGCUGAGGUUUUACCUGAAGGAAAAGCCGAUAAGGUAACUUGGAUAAAAGAAACCCACAUUGUUAACAACGAACCAUCUGUUGUGGCUAUGGUAGGGGAUGGUAUCAACGAUGGUCCGGCUUUGGCUGCUGCCGAUGUGGGAAUUGCUCUGGCGUCAGGUACAGACCUGGCAAUGACUUCAUGCGAUUUUGUGUUACUCUCUGCAAGCAAUACACUAUGUUCUUUGUUAACGUUGCUUCAGAUCUCACGAAAGGUAUUUCGCAGGGUGAGAUUUAACUUUGGAUGGGCUCUAGUUUAUAACAUGAUAGGAAUUCCAAUAGCGGCAGGCGUUAUCUAUCCCUACAAAAACUCAAGGUUGUCACCAGUUUGGGCAAGUGCAGCCAUGGCGGCUUCUUCUGUAACUGUUGUUUUGAGUAGCUUAGCUCUACGGAUGUACACUCCCAUGGAAGUGCAGAAUGAUGACACGCAUAAAGAAUUCGUGCUUGAAAACUCUGUCGCAAUCGAGGAGAAGUUUCCAUAG